CUCAUACUGCUGCGUCAAUGUGACGUCAUCACGCAUAGUCGUUUCGCAAGCCGCACGCAGGAGGAAGCCGAGCAGCGGACCAGUGUGUCCCCAGUAACAGGCUUAAUAUCAGUGUUUUUAAGAGUGUUUCUCGUGUCAGACAUGUACUAUAAGUUGAACGGAGUAACGCAGCGGCUCACCGGAGCUCCUGCUGCCGCCUACAACCCGCAGGGUCUACGUCCAGGUGUCCCACCUGUCAGUCCUCCCAUCACCUUCUCAUCUCCAACCAAACUGGCGUCUGAAGCAGGAAGUUACGUAGAAUACCUGGGAGCCAACAGAGUCCCAGACCUUCAGAAAGCCUUCCAGAGGUCCGACGGGGUGCCAGUCCACCUCAAGAGGGGUCUCAUGGACAAGCUGCUCUACCGGACCACCAUGGGUCUGACGGUGGGGGGGGCUCUCUACUGCCUGAUGGCUCUCUACAUCGCCGCCCAACCCAACAAAAAGUGAUGCUGCAGAGCUGCUGCCUUCAGAUUUGGCCAGAGGUUUCUGGGAGCUGCAUGGACCAUCAGCGAGGCGUUCAGGGACCAUCGGAGGUUCUUGUUAGGCUUUCAGAGACAGUGACCGGAGCUUAAACAUUUUGUACAGAAAAUAUUAUGUAUUUGAAGACCUAACAGUAAAAUGUAUUUUGUUGUAAAGAA
Molecule: messenger RNA, 677 nt
Organism: Notolabrus celidotus (New Zealand spotty)
Lineage: Eukaryota; Metazoa; Chordata; Actinopteri; Labriformes; Labridae
Product: cytochrome c oxidase subunit 7A-related protein, mitochondrial-like
Exons: 3
Coding region: 142-486 (114 amino acids)
Biological process (GO): mitochondrial respirasome assembly; regulation of oxidative phosphorylation; mitochondrial electron transport, cytochrome c to oxygen
Source: RefSeq, a predicted model, not a curated record